This is a messenger RNA of Nymphaea colorata (pocket water lily), 1610 nucleotides long. Its product is annotated as GDSL esterase/lipase At5g45670-like. The transcript is spliced from 5 exons. Bases 110 to 1207 code for a protein of 365 amino acids. Lineage: Eukaryota; Viridiplantae; Streptophyta; Magnoliopsida; Nymphaeales; Nymphaeaceae. Gene Ontology annotation, molecular function: hydrolase activity, acting on ester bonds. The record is from RefSeq and is a predicted model, not a curated record.
UGCCCUGCGCAUAUAUUUAUACAUCUUCUUCUUCCUCCUAGAGUCCAUAUCCACAGCACCACUCGCCACUCACCUCUCUCUCUCUCUCUUCCUCUCCUUUCUCUCUCAAAUGGGGUUGGCAGCAAGGAGAAGGUGCACCAUGGAAGUGGUGGCGCUGGUGCUGCUCAGGUUGGCACUCAUGGCAGCGGCGCAGCAGGUGCCGUGCUACUUCAUCUUUGGAGACUCGCUUGUAGACAAUGGCAACAACAACAACCUUGCUUCCCUAGCCAGGGCCGACUACCGGCCAUACGGCAUCGACUUCCCUCAAGGCCCCACCGGCCGCUUCUGCAACGGCCUGACCACCGUCGACGUCAUCGCUCAACUUCUCGGAUUCAAUGACCUCAUCCCUCCUUAUAUAAGUUCAAAUCCUCAGUCACUUUUGUCAGGAGCAAAUUUUGCGUCUGCUGCUGCCGGAAUCCGGGAAGAAACUGGAAGACAAUUGGGAGGAAGAAUCACCAUGAGUGGUCAGAUCCAGAACUAUCGUAGUGCCGUCUCUGCGAUCGUUAAUGUUCUUGGAGAUGAAGAUUCAGCAGCAAAUCAUCUGAGCCAAUGCAUCUUCACAAUAGGGAUGGGUGGUAAUGACUACCUCAACAACUACUUCAUGCCUCAAUUCUACUCAACUGGCAGUCAGUACACGCCGGAGGAUUACGCAGACAACUUGAUCGAGUCAUAUACACAGCACUUGACGACGCUGUACAACUACGGGGCGAGGAAGGUGGCGCUGAUCGGUGUGGGUCCGGUGGGCUGCAGCCCGAGCGAGUUGUCCCGGUACAGCGCGGACGGCGUCACCUGCGUGGAGCGAAUAAAUAGCGCGGUGCAGCUCUUCAAUAACCGCCUCAUCUCCGUGGUGGACCACUUCAACACCAACUUCGCCGGCGCCCACUUCAUCUACGUCAAUGCCUUCGGCAUCUUCGCCGACAUCCUCCGCAGCGCUCCCCAACACGGGUUCACUGUCUCGAAUACAGGAUGCUGCGGGGUAGGAAGGAAUAGAGGGCAGAUCACAUGCCUACCAUUUCAGAUGCCAUGCCCUAACAGAAAUGAGUUUCUCUACUGGGAUGCCUUUCACCCAAGUGAGGCUGCAAAUAUCCUCAUUGCGAGGAGGGCUUACAGUGCACAGGCACCUUCCGACUCACACCCAAUGGACAUUCGGCACCUCGCGGCUCUCUAAUGGCCGUCUGCUGCUGCUAAUUGAGAGAUCAAGUACCUUCUAGAUUAUUGUCUUGAGUUCAAUAUUUUUCAUUCAAUGUCUAUGGAGUCCAAAACUGUCUUCGGUGAAACACCAAGGAGUCCGAGUUUGUCAGUCAUUCAGCUUUAGUGUUCAAACUGAAUUUACCGUAGUUAUAUAUGUAGUAAGGUGGUUCUUUUCAGGGGAAAGGCAGUCUGUCUUUCUUUCUCCCUGUCAUUUUCUUGCUGCAAUGCCCAAGAUAGUUCUGGAACUGAACUCUUAUCAAGGGUGAAAGGCAGACCAAGUCCUCCUGUCCUUGUUUUUCUUUGAAAACUAUCUUGGUUAGAAGUGAAUUUACUAUCCCUUGAUAAUUGAGAUUUCAUGUUUAAUUGGCAGAUUUAGCAAA